Molecule: messenger RNA, 1401 nt
Organism: Knipowitschia caucasica
Lineage: Eukaryota; Metazoa; Chordata; Actinopteri; Gobiiformes; Gobiidae
Source: the annotation of a GenBank genome assembly
AUGGAGCGUCCCGUCACUGCCAGCCCUCUGUGGAACACUUCUCUGUCCGGUUUCCCCUUUCUGCCGGCGCUGCUGCACCCACAGUCAUCACUUAAUGGGACCCAGCCUGUCAUCAGUGCCCCCAGAGAUGGACUGAACCUGAGCCAGACUCUGGCAAUAUGUGCCAUGGUUGUGAUGGACGUUCUAGCGGUGGUGGGGAACCUUGCGGUGAUGGUGGUGAUCAGUCGGACGCUGCAACUCAGGAAGUUUGCUUUUGUGUUUCACCUGUGUCUGGUGGACCUGGUGGCUGCGCUGGUACUGCUGCCCCUGGGAAUGCUCUCUGAUCGGGUUUUAGUUAAUGAGACCCUAUGUCACUGCUACCUGUGCCUUUCUGUGUGUCUUGUGAGUGCUGCCAUUCUCACCAUCUGUGCGAUCAAUGUAGAGCGAUACUAUUACAUUGUCCACCCCAUGAGACAUGAGGUGAAGAUGACGGUGGGCGUGGUGGUGCUUGUGCUGGUGGGGAUUUGGGUGAAAGCUGUUCUCAUGUCUGUGCUGCCACUGCUGGGAUGGCUGCUGCAGGGUGGUCAGGGAAAGGGGGCCCCGCUGGACCUUGUCCCAGGCCAGAGGCAGUGCUCCCUUCAUUGGACAGGGGGGCAGCUCACACGGGUGCUCUUCAUGAGCUUUUUCAGUUUAAUUUAUUUUCUGUGUCCGGUGCUGGUUAUCCUAGUGGUGUACUGCAACAUGUUUAAAGUGGCUCGUGUGGCGGCCAUGCACCACGGCACACUGCCCACAUGGACCGACUCUUUCCGCCAGCGUUCAGAGUCUAUCAGUAGUCACUCCACCAUAGCAGCCAGCCUGAGUGGGACGGGGGCUCGCACCACCCCUCAGAGGAUGUUCAAUGGUGGUAAAGCCGCAGUGGUUCUACUUGCGGUGGGGGGUCAGUUUGUCUGUUGCUGGUUGCCGUACUUCUCCUUCCACCUGUAUUCGGCCACAGUGUCUGCGACGCCCUUCGCUCUGGCCCAGCUGGAGGAUGUAGUUACAUGGAUCGGAUAUUUCUGCUUCACCUCCAACCCCUUCUUCUAUGGCUGCCUGAACAGACAGAUCCGGGAGGAGCUGGGCAGACACCUAGCCUGUUUGUUCAAGCGGGCGGGGCGAGGGGAGGUGGAGCAGCUGCCCAGCAGAGAAGCCUCCAUCGAGGAGAACUUUAUGCAGUUCCUCCAGGGCACUGGCUGCAGUCUGGAGCCCUGUAACUCCCAAAGCAGAGCAAGCCUUGAGCCUGAGACAGAGGGCCUCGUUGAGCCCACAGACUGUAGCAUCCCAGGGCAGAUCCUGGAGGAAACAUCUGAAUUCAUUCAGCAACAGCAACUCAACAAUGAUGUGCAUGGAUCGGAGAGGGGCUUCAAGACUAUCCCAGAACUCUAA